AUGUCAACUUUGAAAAUAUAUAAUAAUAAAGAGAAAAAAAAAGUAUUAAAUUAUCUUAUGAGGUUUUUUAUGUUUAUCUUUUUAUGGGCUUCUUUUAGACCAUGGAAUUGCGAAAAUGAAUUAAAAAACAUAUCAAAUUUGGGAAUUAAAAGAUCAUUAGCGGAAAAUAAAAAUGUAAUGAUUCAAGAAGAAGAAUCAAUAUACAAUGUGCCAGUGGAAGUAAUAGAAAAUCAUGAAAAAAUAAAACAUGAAGAAGGAAUUUUUAAAAGAUAUAAAAAGGACUUAGAACUAGUUAUCUUAACUAUUACUCUUUUUCUAUCAGUUUUAGCAUUUUUUUUUUCUUUAACAUAUAUAAUCAAAAGUAAUAUAGAUGUUUUUCUUCCGAUUUUUGAGUUAUCUAACAUAUCUAUUUUAAUUAUUUCAAUACUUUUAAUGUUCAAGGAAAUCAAAAUUAAACGUAAAAACAAAUUGAGGUGA
Molecule: messenger RNA, 477 nt
Organism: Plasmodium relictum
Lineage: Eukaryota; Apicomplexa; Aconoidasida; Haemosporida; Plasmodiidae
Product: fam-h protein
Exons: 2
Coding region: 1-477 (158 amino acids)
Source: RefSeq, a predicted model, not a curated record